Messenger RNA from Mauremys reevesii (Reeves's turtle), 5460 nucleotides. RefSeq names its product solute carrier family 4 member 2 (gene SLC4A2). NCBI's taxonomy places the organism in Eukaryota, Metazoa, Chordata, Testudines, Geoemydidae. The coding region runs from base 1173 to 4847 and encodes 1224 amino acids. Gene Ontology annotation, molecular function: solute:inorganic anion antiporter activity; monoatomic anion transmembrane transporter activity. Gene Ontology annotation, cellular component: basolateral plasma membrane; plasma membrane; apical plasma membrane. The transcript has 26 exons. The record is from RefSeq and is a predicted model, not a curated record. Gene Ontology annotation, biological process: regulation of intracellular pH; monoatomic anion transport; transmembrane transport.
GAGCAGUGCAGAUGCCCCCGGCUGGCUGGGAGCUGCCCGGUUCGCAUGGUCGGUAGUGCUAAUUCCGUGCCAGGAGCAGCCCUGCUGGCAAGGCAGCCCCCAGGCCAGGGGGGCGCAGAACCCAGCGAGGUGGGGAGGGGGCAGGCUGCAGAGCUGGCCGGGGGGAGGGGAGGACAGGUGUUAGGAAGGAGAACCCUGCCAGGUCCCCUGCCUCGCUUUCCCCAGGCCGGCUGGAGUGCGGGCAGGGUAGCAGCUUGAUGGGGGCCUGCCCUCAGGCCGGCGUCUGUCCUGUGUGGGAGCUGGUGUCCCUCUUGCAGUCACAGGCCUCUGCGGAGAAGGAUCCCCUGGCCAGGGCCGUGCUGCAGCCCUCCUGGGAGGAGCCGUUCCACGCUGCUGCGAACACAGUGCUGUCUCCUGCUGCUCCAUUCUGCCUCAGCUAAUUGUAUCGCCCCCUCGCUGUCUGAGCACCGCCCUAGGAGUUAAAAAUAGAACCGCAACAAUCCCUCUGCCUGCCUUGCCCGGCAGAGAGAUGGCUUCAGUGGGUACCAGGUCUAUUUGCCUUUAACCUGGCUUGAGAGGAGGCUGAGUCUGAGAGCCGUGCGGUGCGGCUAUGGGUCUCGCUUCCCUUGUGGCAGAGAGUUCCUGAGGCUAGGGCCAGGUCCUAGCAAGUUGUCUCCUGCACUUGUGAGUCUUCUCCAGUUGGGCGACAGUUGAAUUAUUCUGUCAGCACUGAGCUGUGGUGUGAGCUUGGGGCUGUGGAGGGAAGGGGUGUCAUGUACCCACAGGAUCGGGGCAACACCUCAGUCUGAUGGAGGAGCCCCAGGGGUCUCAGUCAGCCUCCAGGGCAGGCCUCGCCACCUGCUGAAACUGAACCUCUGGGGCACCAGCCCCCCUGCACCCCGUGAGCCCUGCCCAGCGAGAGCAACUGAGCCAGACUCCUGGCAGAGACGCACCCGCUCCGCAGGGACCGCUGCACCUCAGCAUGUUGACACUCAAACCAGUGACGGGUGGAAUGGUGCUGGGUGGAUCAGUCCCUUCUCUGUGCUGCCUGUCCUGAGCUCCAGCAGAGCUGGCAGUCACUGUGCAGGUGAUGCUGCCCCCACAUUUCAUUCUGAGCCCGAGUGAGAAAGAGAAGGGUUAACGGGGCCGGGCACCGGCCACUCGGCCUCACCAUGAGCCGCUCCCAGGUUUCCUCCGGGAUUCACCACAUCGUCUCCUCUGCCUUCGAGAGCCCGGAGGCGGACGCCCUGGGCCCCGGCUCACCCGCGGCGGCGGAGGAGGAGGAGACCGACCUGAACAAGACGCUGGGGGUGGAGCGCUUCGAGGUGAUCCUGCACGACUCGCACCAGCGCAACGGGGAGGAGGCCGGCCGCAGCUACGGCGAGGAGGAUUUUGAGUAUCACCGCCAGUCGUCCCACCACAUCCACCACCCCCUCUCCACGCACCUGCCCCCCGACGCCCGCAGGAAGAAGGGGGGACAGAAGGGCAAGAAGAAGCGGCGCCGGGCGUCCGUUCCGGGAGAGACCCCCACCAUCGAGGAGGCGGAGGAGGAUGAGGAUGAGACCUGUGACACGGAGCCGGAGCGGUCGGCCGAGGAGCUGCCCGGGGGGAUCCAGUUCUUCUUGCAGGAGGACGAGGCUGCUGAGCGCUGCCCAGAGGAGCCCACGACCCCAAAGUCUCUGCCAAGCUCCCCCAUGGAACUGGGGGGGGCUGCAGCUACAGACCCCAAGGGGGCCGGCCCCAGGGCCGAGGAGGAGCGUGGGCCCGACGGGCCCAGUGCAGACGAGCCCAGCUGCCCAGGCCGCCCCGUUCCCAAGUCCCAGCCAGGGCACCGGAGCUACAACCUGAACGAGAGGCGGCGCAUCGGCAGCAUGACGGGGGUGGAGCAGGCCCAGUACCAGAAGGUGCCCACGGAUGAAUCGGAGGCCCAGACGCUGGCCUCGGCCGACCUGGACUACAUGAAGAGCCACAGGUUCGAGGACGUGCCUGGGGUCCGACGGCACCUGGUCCGCAAGAGCGCCAAGGGCCAAGUUGUGCACAUCAGCAAAGACCACACGGAGCCGAGCGCCCGGCUCAGGAAACACAACCGGCAGCCGCACGAGGUCUUUGUGGAGCUGAACGAGCUGGUGGUGGACAAGAACCAGGAGCUGCAGUGGAAGGAGACAGCGCGCUGGAUCAAGUUUGAGGAGGAUGUGGAAGAGGAGACCGAUCGCUGGGGGAAGCCCCAUGUGGCCUCCCUGAGCUUCCGCAGCCUGCUGGAGCUGCGCAAGACCCUCUCCCAUGGGGCCGUGCUGCUGGACCUGGACCAGAAGACGCUGCCGGGCGUGGCGCACCAGGUGGUGGAGCAGAUGAUCAUCUCGGACCAGAUCCGGGCCGAGGACCGCGCCAACGUGCUGCGGGCGCUGCUGCUAAAGCACAGCCACCCGAGCGACGAGAAGGAUUUCUUCCCUCGCAACAUCUCAGCUGGCAGCCUGGGCUCCCUGCUGGUGCAUCACCACAGCGCCAACCACGUGGGCGAGGGCGGCGAGCCCACGGUCACCGAGCCCCUCAUCGGCACCCACGCUGCCGAACACGAGGCCAGGGUCGAGGUGGAGCGGGAGCGAGAGAGCCUGAGCUCGGCACCCCCAGCUGGCAUCACAAGGUCGAAGUCGAAGCACGAGCUGAAGCUGCUGGAGAAGAUCCCGGACAACGCGGAGGCCACGGUGGUGCUUGUGGGCUGCGUGGAGUUCCUGGACCAGCCCACCAUGGCCUUCGUGCGGCUGCAGGCGGCCGUGGAGCUGGACUCGGUGCUGGAGGUGCCCAUCCCCGUCCGCUUCCUCUUCGUGCUCCUGGGGCCCAGCAGUGCCAACAUGGACUACCACGAGAUCGGGCGCUCCAUCUCCACCCUCAUGUCCGACAAGCAAUUCCAUGAGGCAGCGUAUCUGGCUGACGACCGGUACGACCUGCUCAGCGCCAUCAAUGAGUUCCUGGACUGCAGUGUGGUGCUGCCGCCCUCCGAGGUGCAGGGCGAGGAGCUGCUGCGCACCGUAGCCCACUUCCAGCGCCAGAUGCUCCAGAAGCGUGAGGAGCAGGAGCGCCGAGUGCUGCCAGGCACUGCGCUGGAGCCCAAGUCACCCGCCGAGAAAGCGCUGCUGAAGCUGAAGGUGGUGGAUGGGGAGGCGGAGGACGAGGAUGACCCCCUGCGGCGCACGGGUCGGCCCUUCGGGGGGCUCGUCCGUGACGUGCGCCGGCGCUACCCCAAGUACCUGAGUGACUUCAGGGACAGCCUGAACCCCCAGUGCGUCGCCGCCAUCAUCUUCAUCUACUUCGCCGCGCUCUCACCGGCCAUCACCUUCGGGGGGCUGCUGGGGGAGAAGACCCAGGACCUGAUCGGGGUGUCGGAGCUGAUCAUCUCCACGGCCGUGCAGGGCAUCGUCUUCUGCCUGCUGGGCGCCCAGCCGCUGCUCAUCAUCGGCUUCUCCGGGCCCCUGCUCGUCUUUGAAGAAGCCUUUUUCACAUUCUGCACGACCAACGGGCUGGAGUACCUGGUGGGGCGCGUGUGGAUCGGCUUCUGGCUCAUCCUCAUCGUGCUGGUGAUGGUGGCAGUGGAGGGCAGCAUCCUGGUGCGCUUCGUGUCUCGCUUCACCCAGGAGAUCUUCGCCUUCCUCAUCUCCCUCAUCUUCAUCUACGAGACCUUCUCCAAGCUGGCCAAGAUCUUCCAGGAGCACCCCCUGCACGGCUGCGGGCGGGCGAACGGGACGGGCAUGGAGAAUGGCAGCGCGCCCCUGGGGAACGGGACGGGGGGCCGGCCCGGGCCGGCGGUGACGGGGCAGCCCAACACGGCCCUGCUCUCGCUGGUGCUCAUGGCCGGCACCUUCUUCAUCGCCUUCUUCCUGCGCAAGUUCAAGAACAGCCGCUUCUUCCCCGGGCGGAUCCGUCGGGUGAUCGGGGACUUCGGGGUGCCCAUCGCCAUCCUCAUCAUGGUGCUGGUGGAUUUCAGCAUCCGGGACACGUACACGCAGAAGCUGAGCGUUCCCAGUGGCUUCUCAGUGACGGCCCCGGAGAAGCGGGGCUGGGUCAUCAACCCCCUGGGCGAGGGCAGCUCCUUCCCCGUCUGGAUGAUGGUGGCCAGCGCGCUGCCGGCUGUGCUGGUCUUCAUCCUCAUCUUCAUGGAGACCCAGAUCACCACGCUGAUCAUCAGUAAGAAGGAGCGCAUGCUGCAGAAGGGCUCCGGCUUCCACCUCGACCUGCUGCUCAUCGUGGCCAUGGGCGGCUUCUGCGCCCUCUUCGGGCUGCCCUGGCUGGCGGCCGCCACGGUGCGCUCGGUGACCCACGCCAACGCCCUGACGGUCAUGAGCAAGGCCGUGGCCCCCGGCGACAAGCCCAAGAUCCAGGAGGUGAAGGAGCAGCGCGUCACAGGGCUGCUGGUGGCCCUGCUCGUGGGCCUGUCCAUCGUCAUCGGGGACCUGCUGCGGCACAUCCCCCUGGCUGUGCUCUUCGGCAUCUUCCUGUACAUGGGCGUCACCUCGCUGAACGGCAUCCAGUUCUACGAGCGCCUGCACCUGCUCCUCAUGCCCCCCAAGCACCACCCCGACGUCACCUUCGUCAAAAAGGUGCGCACCCUGCGGAUGCACCUCUUCACGGGCCUGCAGCUGGCGUGCCUGGCCGUGCUCUGGGCCGUCAUGUCCACCGCCGCCUCCCUGGCCUUCCCCUUCAUCCUCAUCCUCACCGUGCCGCUCCGCAUGUGCCUGCUCACCCGCAUCUUCACCGCCCGCGAGCUCAAGUGUCUGGACGCAGAGGAGGCGGAGCCGAUCUUCGACGAGCGGGAAGGGGUGGACGAGUACAACGAGAUGCCGAUGCCCGUGUGAGGGGCGCCAGCAAGCGACCCUGUGCAGGGCUGUGGGGCACAGGCAGGCCCCUGGCUGCUGCACCAGGAGCUGCAGUGGCAUCGCCCGGACCUGCGGCCGCUUGGACUGUGCCCAGCUGGGGCAGGCGCCCAGCACUCCCCCAGUGCCUGUGCCACACCAGCCAUGAGAUGCUCACCGUCUCGCCCCCACCUGCCAAAGGAACCGUUCAGUGCCCUGCCCUGCGGGGGCCUGCUACCCGCCCUGGGCAGGGAGUGGGCCGUGCCGCCUGCCCCCAGCCACUGCCGUCCAAACUGCAUCGUGUGCUGGACCCGCUCCUGCAGCAUCCUGUGUGCCCCCUGGCGGGGUGGGGGGCUGUCCUCCCUGCUCCAGCCCCGGGCCCCACCCAGACAAUCAAGUGUUUCCUAAAUUCAGUGGGGUUUUAUUUAAGAGACUAAUUUAACUGUCAAUAAACAGCUUUCUAAGGAAUGUGGGGGGCCUGGCUUGGAGGGGCUGCGGGGGAGGCUCACACAGCAGGCCUGGAGCAAGCCAGGCUGGUGCCAGCAGCUGCUGCUCAGGUCGGUUCGGUGAACACGUUUGUGCAGCAAACCCAUGUGUCGCCCCUGCACUAUGUAAC